CUCUGGUUACGGACAAGCAGUAGUAUUAGCGACUUUUUUUUUCGACGAAUAACGAUACCGAGGAGUAUAAAGAUAAAAUAAUACCCUACAUGAUUUCAAACCGUUCGUGGUCUCUAUACGCUUCUCUUCCAAGUUUUUUCUUGAGCAACGAACUAUCAGGUUCCUCGGCCUAGUGUGCUCUUCAGCAAGAUGGCGGAUCGGAUACGCACUUCGUCUUCGCAGCAUGGCCUGCCAACGUGGACGUCGACAGAUAUUCACGAAUUGGAUACUUGGCUUUCUGAGCAUUCGUACCUCACCAAGGAAGCGACUACCGCUGCAUGUGAAGGUGAACAUGUAGCACAAGCACAACCUCACCAAGAUGUAACACGACCUGGCGAGCAAAAUACAAUUCCCCUCCCGGACAAAAUCCUUUUCGACCUUCUCUUCAACGACGGACCGAGCUUGGCAUGCUUUGCUACAGCGAACGUAGAUGAGCAAACCAAAAAACUCGCUUGUCAGUGCAGCGAAACCUUCCUCCCCUCAAUUUACCGGUGGAAGCAGCAUAUUCUGCAAAGGAGAAUCACCGGCUUCCGAACCGCGCAGCUCCAGUAUAGUAUGUUCGCUGAAACCAUGCAACGCAAAGUCGCGCAACAUGCCGCGGAGCUGAAUGGAAACUUAGCGGAAGGAGGUCGGGAGAAAUUACUCGAAAAUUCGUUUCUCGACGAGAAAACGCGAACGGAAUGGAAGAAACACAAGGAGCAAGUAGAGAGGGACAAUGUGGUGGUAGAAACAGAACGGUUGCAGCGACAAAGCGAAAUGAAGAUCUCCACGAUGCUGGAGGAAAAAGCGGAGUCCUCGUCCUUGUUGCCAGACCCAAGACGAGAGAUGGAAAAGAACAGGAAUAGCAGCCGAGGUGAAAGAGUGCACAGCACGACGUCGCGCAGCACCGCAACAGAAGAAAAUAUUAAAUCGCCCGUAAAAAUGGGGACAGGGCCUCUAAAUAGUUCAAGCGCAACCAUUUUUUCUCCUUGUUCCACCACAACUUCAUCCUGGUCGCCAAGCCGUCAGAGUACUGCGGCGAGUAGUACAAAUCCGAAUUCGCCGGCAAGCCACGUAAUCAAGGCCGCGCAAGCGACCGAUGAGAGCUGUUUGUUGCCAGAUGACCCGCAGGAAGAUGCCGUCGAAGAACAGGCCGCCCGCGAACGCGUCAUCGUCCAUGAGACCGUGCCGGAGAGUUGGAAACAGGACUACAAAUCCUACACGAGUGAAAUGAGUGGAACAUCAAAUCCGAAAUCCUCUUCCUAUCAGCAGAAACCGGUGAAACCGUUCCUCCGCGACCAAUUGUUGAGACAACAGGCCAAGCAGUGGGAUAUUUUCUACAAAAACAAUACGGUGAACUUCUUCAAGGACCGGCACUAUCUCGGGAAAGAGUUCGUCGAGCCAUAUUUGCAAGACGACAAAAUAUUGCCUUCUCAUGGUAUAGCAGCCCCGCAAGAGGAAAAGCCAAAACUUCUGCUGGAAAUCGGGUGCGGUGUGGGAAACAGCAUUCUACCCCUGAUGGAGCUCCUGAACGGUGAUGAAAAAGUAGAAAGUCCCACAGGUUUUGCAACACAAAUGAUCCAUCCCAGGGAGAACUUCUGGAAUUUCGUCGCCUGCGACCACAGCAAGGUGGCAAUAAAAUUGCUGAAUGAAAAACUAGAAGACCAUCCGAAAAGAGACACUGUUAUCGAGACCAUGGUCCUCGAUGCCACGAGCGAGAUGGAACCGGAGGACAAGAAACAAGGUGCCGUAGAACAAAAUCAAACACAGAUAAAUCAGGACGGAAAGCACUCUCACCCUCACCCCCUCGCCCCCUAUUUCGGUAAAUGUGACGCGGUGCUCCUCCUCUUCGUUUUGUCCGCGAUUGAGCCGAAAAAACAGCAAAAUGUCGCGAAACUGAUCGCGAAAUUGCUGAAACCAAAAACGGGCUUGCUACUGUUUCGGGACUACGCAAAAUUUGACUGGGCGGAAAUGAGAUUUCAGCAUCCGUUGCACAAACCCUGUCUGAUGUUAGCAGCGGAUAGGAAGAACGAGGAGGAAAAUAAAGCCGCGACUGCUUGCAAGCCAGAUGGCACUUGUGGUGCGAAUGAGUAUGCAACUACAGCUGCUUCUCCGGUCUCCGUUUCUGGCGGUGAAGAAUAUCAUGCAGAAUCUGCGGAAGCACGCUACAGAGGAGCUGCUCAACCUCCUGCCAACACAACUUCUGGAGUGGUUCAUGAACAAGCUAAAAAUCACCAAGCCCUUUACAAACGCCAUGACGGCACUCUGGCUUACUUUUUCGACUACGAAAAUAAGGAGCUGGAGAGGAAAAUCUUCACGAAAGAGCUGGGGUUCGCAGUAGGCCAGAAUUCGUCUUCCGAAGAUGAUGGUCUUCUGGAGCACAAGAUAGUCUGCCGCGAGAUCACGAACCGAAAGGAGAACAAAGUCAUGCGCAGGAUGUGGUUACAGGCGGUGUUUCGGAAAAGUUGAAAAUAGCGAAUUGCCGGUUUUAAAAAAACGAUGAUUGAAAGAAUGAGCGACACUUUAUUUUGCGAUGAACAAUGUUGGAAUACUGCCAUUGUUUUUGUUGGUGAUCAAAGCAGCACACGACGGUGAGGUCGACGACGCUUUAUUUCGUCCCGUAAAAAUCCUCUCACGACAGAAUAGAAAUCGAAUUUGUUGUUGUUCGCGG
This is a messenger RNA of Amoebophrya sp. A120, 2689 nucleotides long. Lineage: Eukaryota; Dinophyceae; Syndiniales; Amoebophryaceae. The record is from the annotation of a GenBank genome assembly.